AAUUCUUCUUCUUGGGAUUAUGGACAACCCCGCUCCAAAGUUCCUAAAAUAGAACUCGAAAAAGCCAGUUUUUCUUUACCCAACACUCCACUCUAUUCAAAUAUAUCUACACAUGAACUGCUGGCAAAAACAUGUACGAAAUCACAAGAUACACAAUCGUUUACAACUGGCAGUGAAGUGUCAAACAAAGAUUCCAAAAGAGCAGAUACUGCUAUUAUUAAAAUGGAAUUGCUCGAAAACGCAAAUGACUACGAGAACGAAUGGGGUCAUACUAAAAACGGCCCCAGCCAAGUUUCCACACACGUCCCUAAAGCUGAUGACAGUUUCGCUAGCUCUGCUGGGUCUGUGUUUACACCCGUUGAGGAACAAAAAAUAACACACACGAUUUGCUCACCACACGAACUGACCCAAACUAGAAGCUCUGCAUCAAUAUCACUUGAUGUGGACCCGGCUGACCCAGGGGCCCGACCCACAGACCCGCCUCCAGAUGUCAUCCAAUCAACUCAACACAACUGGGCUCCCUCAGACUCAGGCAGCGCCCCGGCCACCCAGAGAGCUGACAGAACAAUAGACACGGAGCACGGAGCUAAGCGUUUUGACCCCUACACCAAUGAACAAACUCUGGUGUACAUCAACGAAAUGUUCUUGGUGGUCGACACACUAAUGGACACAAUCAUGGCCAACACGCACAAGACCAAAGGGAAACAACCCUCACAGCUGGACACAUUGGAUACCAUGUUUACAGACAUUUACGGUUACUCGCCCUUGAAGGUGACACAUUUCUGGAAAAGCCUAUUUUCUUAUGUGCCUAAUGGAAAAACACGACGUUGGCAAGAUAAUUUGACUCCACGCCAAGAAGAGUGGCUGAGAAUUAUUACAGAUAACUAUAGUAACCAAGUGGCAUCAUGUGACGAAGAUUUAAAUCCGCCAACAAUAAACACAAAUCAGAGGGAGGUUUGGCCGGCUCGAGGUGAGGAUUUGGAUCAUUGGAAACAUUUUCAAGAAAGAGUUGCCAGACAAACCUACGCAGAAGCUCAGUUUGUUCUGAAGUUGCCAGAUAUUGAGAGAAUUCACCCUAAAGAUCGUGUUAAGCUAGGCAGCAACAGUCGUUUGUUUGGAAAUACAAUCCUUAUGGCAUCGAGAGAGUGGUUCGAUCCAGUGAGAAAAAAGUUUAAAUUCUUCUGGAACUGGAAACUCUCACAAGACCACCCACUUGCACCAUUCAGGAAUCGGAUAAUUAAAACUGGAAGCCACAUUUUCAACUUGCACAUGGACAAAACAGAGGUGGCUGUCCUGUCUUCUCUCAAUAUAAUGAGUCCAGAAAACUCAACAUUCCAAAAUUUGCCUCAAAUAUGGGACCACAACCACACACUGAUGAAGAUUCUUGCUCACUAUUUAAUUUCCAUUAAAGUUGAUCCAGAUGAACGAAUCCCUGAAUUGUUGUCUGUGAUGCCAAAGGUCAGACACAUGAGCAUGUGGUACUCAAACGUGAUACGAAAUAUGAGAGCUGACCCUAGCAGUAUGGACAGGACCCUGCAGGAUCUACAGAACUCUGGGAACAGACCUCCCAACAUGGGGGCAUUAAAUAAAGGCUAGAUCACCUUU
This is a messenger RNA of Physella acuta, 1605 nucleotides long. RefSeq lists its product as uncharacterized. NCBI's taxonomy places the organism in Eukaryota, Metazoa, Mollusca, Gastropoda, Physidae. Gene Ontology annotation, biological process: cell differentiation; hormone-mediated signaling pathway; negative regulation of transcription by RNA polymerase II. Gene Ontology annotation, molecular function: RNA polymerase II cis-regulatory region sequence-specific DNA binding; nuclear receptor activity. The record is from RefSeq and is a predicted model, not a curated record.